Molecule: messenger RNA, 2372 nt
Organism: Centruroides sculpturatus (bark scorpion)
Lineage: Eukaryota; Metazoa; Arthropoda; Arachnida; Scorpiones; Buthidae
Product: RWD domain-containing protein 2A-like
Exons: 2
Coding region: 76-957 (293 amino acids)
Molecular function (GO): protein binding
Source: RefSeq, a predicted model, not a curated record
AUGUUAGAUGGCCGCCAUCGUCGUUAUUUGUUUUUGUCACAUGUUGAGGACAUGUGCUAAGAUUUAUCGUUAACCAUGUCGGAAACUGAUUGCAGUCUGAUAGACUUGUUGGCGUUACAAUUGACCGAAGUAGACAUGUUAAUCAGCAUGUAUCCGAGCAGAGAUGAAUUUAAAUUAGACGAUCUGUCUGUAAUCGAUGAAAUCAAAUCGUUUAUCGAUGGAAAAACUGACAUUCUACCACCGAGAAUGGACUUUACUCUUCAUCUUAAUAUAGGAGAGGAAAAAUUAGAAGUUAGUUGCAGUUUACCCCAUGAUUAUCCAUCAUCCGAACCGGAAAUUUAUGCUCGUUCAAAUUGUUUGACCAGAGACAAUCAACACCAGUUAAAUGAAGACAUAAGUAAUUUUUUAAGCGAGCAACCUAAAGGUGAAUUGUGUAUAGGAUCUCUCAUUCAGUGGUUACUAGACAAUACAUGUAAAUAUAUUACUGAAAAAUCAAAAUUUUGUAAUACUCUACCAAGUAGUGAAGAUAGUGAAGAUGAUGAAUAUUUUUGUAGGUUAUGGAUAUAUAGUCACCACAUCUAUAAUAAAUGCAAACGUCGUUCCAUAUUAGAAUUAAGUCAACAACUGCAACUCACGGGUUUCUGUUUACCGGGAAAACCGGGUAUCAUAUGCGUCGAAGGUCCAACUAAAGACUGUAAUUAUUUUUGGCACAAAAUUAAGCACAUGAAUUGGAAGAAAAUUAUUUUGAAGAAGAAGGAGAUUCUGGAACUUGAUUCGAAGAAUAACUUAAGAAAAUUUGGUACUUUUGAAGAAAUAAGCUUUCAGCCGAGAAAGGGACCAGGUCGGGAGUAUCAUAUGGAUAUGGGAGAGUUUUUUCACUUCCUGGAAGAACAUCACUGUGGUUACGUUUUUCGAGAUUAUUUCGGUAUAGACGGUCGACUGUCAGGUCAUUCUUAAAUAUACAAUAAAGUUAGAAUUUGCUUCUAAAAUUUAUUUUUUCCAAAAUAUAAACUAUAAAUAUAUGAUAGAUUUUUUGCAGAAGUUUUAAGUGAAACUAUUCUAGCUUAUUUUCUUGCUAAAUAGUGAAUUGAAAUUUUAAAGCUUCCUUGUAACUAAAUAAAAAUAUUAAUAUUUUCAUUCCUUGUCAAAUAGUUUCCUUGAGUUUCUAGGAUAACUUUUAUAAUGUAAUUUUUUACUCUACUUUGGGUUUCAUUAAAAAGUUAGGAAUAUGAAAGUUAUCAUUGGAGAAAUCCAAUAUAUAAUAAGUAAUUUAUAUUCGCAGUGACUCAGAAGCCAGUUAACCUUAUUCCAUUUUGCAUGUUCCAAGUACAGUUGCAAAUGUGAAUCAUCAAUUGAGUUUAGAACAAAUUCAAAUUGAUAGUCUUUACUAUUUAUAAAAUUGUAGUAAAAUGUUUGAAUAAGACAGCAAUUUAGAUUUUACAAUGGUUAACUGACUUUUAGACCAUCCUGUAUAUUACGAUAAAAGAAACAAAGUAAUAACAAACUUUUCAUCUUACAAAGCACUAGAAUAAAAUUGAAAUCUCUCUUUAGUGAUAACUUUCAUAUUUUUUUAGUUAAUUUUCAGGCAGAUCACCGUUAUCAGACACUAAAAAUAUCAUCAUACAAAAAUAAAAUUAAAAAUCAGUUUAAAUUUUUAACAUUUUUAUGAUGCAUUCUGAGUGAAUAUGGUAUGUAGAUUUAAUUGUUUCUAUAUUAGUUUGAUCUGCAACCAGGAUACCAUUUCUUCAUGCCAGGGUGAUGUGAAUUUUUAUAAGUUCCUGCCCUAAAGUAAUUUUAUAUUGUUACUUAAUUUUAAAAUUUAGUUUCUAAUUUGUUCCUACUGCAAACUGCCAAGAUACUGUCAUUAUAUAAUCUUUAUUGUUACUUAUUUUUUUUUAACAAACAUUAGAAACUACAAUGUGUCAACUUGAGUCUCUGAGUUAAAUUCAAGUAAAUAAAGACUGUGAAACACUUGAUAUUAUAUCUUAUUAUUGAGAUAGGAAGUUGUUUAGGUUUGUAUUACUUGUUAGAGUUGAUAAUAUGUUUAAAUCUUAACACAAAAUCAAUUUAAAUACAUUGAUUUUGUGAAUAUACUAAAUCUGUAUGUAAUAUAUGGAUUAAAUUUUGUUCCAUAUUUUAUAAUCACUUGAGAGUAUAUCAUUCCAUGAUGUCUACAAAGACUUAAUAAAUUACUUCAUCAUGCAAUAAUUUUAAAUAUAUUUUCAUAUCUAAUUUUUAUUAUGUACAGAAACUUAUUAAAUUGAUUUGUACAUAUAAAAUUAACAAGAAAAAUGAAAAUUAUCGCUUUCUUUGAUAUAUGAAAAAAGCCUUCCAAUUUUUUCUGAAAUUAAUAUUUAGCAAGAAAAUAUUCC